Molecule: messenger RNA, 4036 nt
Organism: Aspergillus uvarum CBS 121591
Lineage: Eukaryota; Fungi; Ascomycota; Eurotiomycetes; Eurotiales; Aspergillaceae
Exons: 4
Coding region: 1-3753 (1250 amino acids)
Cellular component (GO): cytoplasm; nucleus
Molecular function (GO): protein serine/threonine phosphatase activity
Source: RefSeq, a predicted model, not a curated record
AUGUCACCAGAGCCAGAACAGUACCACACAAUUGCGGCAACGGCCGAUCGAUGCUCGAAUCUUUUCCAGCAAUGCUUGCAGCAGUCUGCAUCGAUCUCGUCUCUCGAAAUGACCUUGGUAGAAGACCAGCUCGCGCGUUUCUCUCUCUGGGCGGCCAAUAUCGGUGUUUUUGCCGGAGGACGCGCCUCAUUGGAUCACCGCCUGAGAGAAGCACAGGAGGUGCAUGAAGUGAUUAUCGGGCUUCUAGAAACGCUUGAAGACCAAGUCGAAGCCUGGUCGCACAUGCUUUGUGAGUCGAUCCCCAGAUCUCAGAUAUCGGAGAUUGCUUUCGCAUCUGCAAGCGAAACGAGCACUCGUUCAAGGCGCGCCGUUGUCGGUCAGAUAGCACUUCUUCAUCGACUGUCCAACACGAUCCGAAGAGCGAGCAGCGAGGCCCACAAUGCAAAGGUGUCCACAUCCUUCAAGAUCCGGGAUGAAGAGGGGAACGAUGUGGAGCCGUGCCUGGAGAUCGUGUUUGCAAAUUACAUUCGCGAUCGGUUCCGCGAUGUAGACGAGAAAGUCUUGCGGCGACUGGUUUCCGCGAUGAUUCUCCGCCGAAGACGAGUUAUGUACAAGAGAUCUCGUUUCGGCCAUCGAGCGCUGAAGGUACCGCCAACAACUGCUCGGCCGAAGAUAAUACCGCCGCCGACAGAUGCGCCUCAGCAGACCGCUGGCGGUACCCCCGCGGUCCCGUCGCCAUCGCCUCCAAUUGCCGUUGAAGUGCCGGCGAACUCUCAAGCUGGAGUCAGUGCAACCACGCUAGCCGUCGAGAAGUUUAGGAAGGCUUCUACCCCCUCCACAGUUUCCGGUGCGAGAACGGUAGCGCUGGACAGCCACGAAGCGCUGCCGUUUCCGGCGCCACCUCUUGGCCGCGUGAGACAGAGAUACAGAAGAAUAAAACGAACCCUGGAGGAAAAAAAUAGACUGUACCUACGGUCAUUAUCUGACGAGUGCGAUACUGAAUCACUGCCCACUAUCGAGACCUUAAAAAGGACAGCGGAAGCGGAUCUCAAGCAAGACUUGGAUAAGAAUUGGGAUUUGUGUGUCGAAGCCAUCGGAGAAAUAACAUGUCCUUUUUGCUUUUACGCUAUGCCAGCACGGGAGAUGCAGAACGACGCGAAAUGGAAGGCUCACGUCAAGAAUGAUCUCGAUUCAUACGUUUGCCUCUUCGACGAAUGCGAGACUCCGGAUCAACUAUACAGUCACAACGAACAAUGGCUGAAACAUAUGCAACACCAUGCCUUGCGCUGGCGCUGCAACUCGAAAUCGCAUGGACUGCUGAUUUUUCACACGCGAGAUCGCUACAUAGACCACAUGCGACAGGCUCACCGGGGGGCCUUCAAUGAUGUCCAGCUUCGCGUGCUGGCUGACAGGAACGCGCGAGCGGUUGAACCACUGUUCGAAUCGUGUCCACUCUGUGGCUCCAGCGAUACUCCGUCGCAGGGAGGCACGAUCAUCGAGCAUAUUGUUGGGCAUUUGAGAUCACUUGCGCUGAAAUCUCUACCGCCGUAUGAGGAUGAAGGAUCGGAUAGCUCGGCUGCUGAAAACGCCAGUUCACGAGCGUCCAAGCCUCAUAAGCGGAGCACCAUAGACAACGACCCGGAUAGGGUUAACACCCUUACUUUUGGGGUUGAGGAACUCGUCGAGCUCGUCGUGCUCGUGAGAGAGCUUAAUGGCGACGAAGUUCAUGUAUUGAAUAGCUUCGAGAGCCACGCCAGCCACUGCUCGCAGUGUGCGACACCUAUCGAGACUCGAGAGAAGAAUCAGUCCCUGUGCAGCCGUGGCCAUCAAUACGCCCGGGACGUGACCGAAAUCCUGCGUUGCAGGAAUGGCAAGAUCUACUCGGUGAUUGACCAGAAUUGCAACCAGUCCACUCUGGUCAAGGUCCCUGAGAAGUACUUCGCCGUGCGCCAACUGCUGCUGGCCACUGAAAAUGGCCUCGAGAGCUCCAGCCCAAUAGAGGAAUGGGGUAUUUCCAUCCAUGUUCCUCCCUCUAGUAGUAACAUGCCCCUGGAAAGACUUAGACGGUUUGAAUGGGGCUUUGCGACCGUCAAUCUGGAAACUUCUAUGAAUCUUGAUGACCCUGUGCGUCAAGAUCUGGCUCACAAGCAGCGUCUGCCAUUCCCGAUCAUGAGUCAACCUGAGCAUAAUACGAACACGGACAAUCUGGCAGACGGUUAUGUGUACAGUACUGAUGGUAUCCAUGGCGACAAGUCUGCUGGUGUUCUGGGUGGAAAUCUCCAACAGCCCUUGACACAAACUGAAACUGAGGAUCCCCUGGGCGUCCUCCAGACUGACCAUGAGGCAAAAAUACCGCGAGGGGAGAGCAACCACAGUCUGCAGCAUACCACAUCGCACCAAAAUUCAAAAUUACGGCAGAUGCUAGAGAACAAGACGAGUGAGAGCUGGAAGUCCGAACUGUCAAAUUCUAUCUCGACGAAGGAUGAGCCCUUCUCGGUCAUUUCACAGCGGCUUGCAACGGAAGCUGAGGAAAGACACGGGACGAGUCCACCCCCAUCGCCAGUACAUGGUGAUUUUACCGAACGGGGCCAUAAGGAUGUCACUCUCAUGCAACAGUCCGGGGAGGUCGAUGGUGUUUCCGAUGUUCCCGCUAUGCACCCGCUGCCCGGAUCUAUGCUUGGAGCACCAGCCCAACCUCGUGAGUCUAUCCUCAUUGAAAACACGCCGAAAGCACCAAUAAUCCUCCAGUUCGACACGAACACCCCAACGGGAAAUGCCACUCGGUCUCUGCGGGAGCAUUCGGAAACGGGAGUAAUCGACAACGCUCUUCUGGACGCCAUGAUCGCACGCCUACUUGCUCGUGUUGGCCCCUCGAAGAAGAGCCUUUGCCUCGACGAGGCCGAAAUCCGGCUGAUCUGCCAGGCCUCGCGCGAGCUGUUCCUCUCGCAGCCCAUGCUCCUCGAGCUCAAUGCCCCCGUCAAGGUGGUCGGGGACAUCCACGGCCAGUACAGCGACCUGCUCCGCCUCUUCCAGCUCUGCGGCUUCCCGCCCGCGGCCAACUACCUCUUCCUGGGCGACUACGUGGACCGCGGCAAGCAGAGCCUGGAGAGCAUCCUCCUUCUCCUGUGCUACAAGCUACGCUACCCCACGAACUUCUUCCUCCUGCGAGGCAACCACGAAUGCGCCAACGUGACCCGGGUGUACGGGUUCUACGACGAGUGCAAGCGCCGGUCGACCAUCAAAACCUGGAAGACCUUCAUCGAUGUGUUCAACUGCAUGCCUGUCGCGGCGAUUGUCGCCGGAAAAGUCUUUUGCGUGCACGGCGGCCUCUCGCCGUCCCUGUCGGACAUGGAGGAUAUCCGCGGCAUCGCCCGCCCGACGGACGUGCCGGACUACGGCCUCCUAAAUGAUAUCCUGUGGAGCGACCCUGCAGAUCAGGAGGAGGAUUGGGAACCCAAUGAACGGGGUGUGAGCUAUUGUUUCGGCCGGCGAGUCAUUGUGGAUUUCUUGCAGCGCCAUGACUUUGACCUGAUUUGCCGGGCCCAUAUGGUCGUGGAAGACGGGUACGAGUUCUACCAGGACCGUCUCCUAGUGACCGUUUUCUCUGCCCCAAACUACUGUGGAGAGUUCGACAAUUGGGGUGGGGUCAUGAGCAUAUCGGAUGAAUUACUUUGCAAUUUCGAGGUGCUGAAACCUCUGGCUCAAAAAAUCACGCCUCGGGGUCAUAGGCGUCUCCCAUUGCUCGGAGAUUAGAGGAUGGGUAUGCAAGUAACGGAGGGCAUAGAUAAUCGGUGACUAUUCCCAUCGGACUUGAGACGACGGCCCUCAUCCUGCUACCAUAGUGCGGUGUUAGAGGGUGUACGAGUUAUAUAUGUACGGCGAGGUGGUGCAAGAAGACGCCAUGCUAGCCUUUCAUUUACCACCAGCUCAAGGCCUGCACUUACCUAGUCGCAACCUAUAUCUAAGGAUGGACCGUCUUUGAUUUAGAGGCUGUCCGGGCUAUUUGCUCAAGACCGUGUCUGUAGAUCGAACGCAG